AUGACCAACCUUUAUAACAUACAUAAUGAAUCUCCACAAAGCGUUCUGUUGUCACCCUACAGUUAUAACAUACAUAAUGAAUCUACACAAAGUGUUCUGUUGUCGCCCUACAAUUAUAACAUACAUAAUGAAUCUCCACAAAGUGUUCUGUUGUCACCCUACAGUUAUAACAUACAUAAUGAAUCUCCACAAAGUGUUCUGUUGUCACCCUACAGUUAUAACAUACAUAAUGAAUCUCCACAAAGUGUUCUGUUGUCACCCUACAGUUAUAACAUACAUAAUGAAUCUCCACAAAGUGUUCUGUUGUCACCCUACAGUUAUAACAUACAUAAUGAAUCUCCACAAAGUGUUCUGUUGUCACCCUACAGUUAUAACAUACAUAAUGAAUCUCCACAAAGUGUUCUGUUGUCAGCCUACAAUUAUAACAUACAUAAUGAAUCUCCACAAAGUGUUCUGUUGUCAGCCUACAAUUAUAACAUACAUAAUGAAUCUCCACAAAGUGUUCUGUUGUCAGCCUACAAUUAUAACAUACAUAAUGAAUCUCCACAAAGUGUUCUGUUGUCACCCUACAAUUAUAACAUACACAAUGAAUCUCCACAAAGUGUUCUGUUGUCACCCUACAAUUAUAACAUGCAUAAUGAUUCUCCACAAAGUGUUCUGUUGUCACCCUACAGUUAUAACAUGCAUAAUGAAUCUCCACAAAGUGUUCUGUUGUCAUUAUACAGUUAUAACAUACAUAAUGAAUCUCCACAAAGUGUUCUGUUGUCAGCCUACAGUUAUAACAUACAAAAUGAAUCUCCACAAAGUGUUCUGUUGUCACCCUACAGUUAUAACAUACAUAAUGAAUCUCCACAAAGUGUUCUGUUGUCAGCCUACAAUUAUAACAUACAUAAUGAAUCUCCACAAAGUGUUCUGUUGUCACCCUACACUUAUAACAUACAUAAUGAAUCUCCACAAAGUGUUCUGUUGUCACCCUACAAUUAUAACAUACAUAAUGAAUCUCCACAAAGUGUUCUGUUGUCACCCUACAGUUAUAACAUAUCUAAUGAAUCUCCACAAAGUGUUCUGUUGUCAUCCUACAGUUAUAACAUACAUUGA
Saccostrea cuccullata (small rock oyster) is the source of this 1098-nucleotide messenger RNA. RefSeq lists its product as uncharacterized. Lineage: Eukaryota; Metazoa; Mollusca; Bivalvia; Ostreida; Ostreidae. Bases 1 to 1098 code for a protein of 365 amino acids. The record is from RefSeq and is a predicted model, not a curated record. The transcript is spliced from 2 exons.